Messenger RNA from Galendromus occidentalis (western predatory mite), 1831 nucleotides. RefSeq names its product C1 family peptidase 26-29-p (gene CtsK1). Bases 22 to 1683 code for a protein of 553 amino acids. The record is from RefSeq and is a predicted model, not a curated record. Gene Ontology annotation, biological process: proteolysis. Gene Ontology annotation, molecular function: cysteine-type peptidase activity. Lineage: Eukaryota; Metazoa; Arthropoda; Arachnida; Mesostigmata; Phytoseiidae. The transcript is spliced from 4 exons.
UCGCGGAAAAAUAAGUGAGCGAUGUUGCUUCGCGUGAUUCCUGUGGUCGCUCUCGCGAUCGUCUCCGUCGCUGGGGGGCCGGCGAACCCACGCGAUGCACCGGUAUUCCCUCCAGCCUACGCGGCGAGCGGCUAUAUCCUGUUGCCGUACUGCGAACUGAGGGAACCCUUCACCGCCUAUUACGAUAAGACCGCCGGAAAGUCCCGCAUCGAUUACUAUGGAGGCGAGAUGAAAACCUUCCAGAUCGCGGGGGAGACGGGAGGCUCCUACAAGGUGGUCUGGUCCCCCAACAACGAAACGCAUGUCCCAGAGCAGAACUGCUACGCAGCGGGUCCGGCGGCGCCACAAGGCAUUCUACCCGACCUAAGUGACUUCAAGUUCGUUCGCACCGAGUCCUGCUUCACCGAUACGUCAACCCUAUUGAACACAUUGCUCUCUAACGCCGCCAAAUGUUAUCGUUACGAGAACACGGUACAGAAAUACGAUCGCGUUUCGAAAUAUGUCUUCUGGGCCAAUCAGGAUGGAGAUAACAACGUGAUCCCUGUACGCUACAUGAUGAUGGGAUACGAUUCGUUGCUCGGAUCCCACUUCGAUAAAUAUGAGGUCAUCUACGACGACUACACCCCCGGUCCUGUCGAUGGGGACGUUUUCGACGUCACUUCCGUGAUCGAUAAGCCGUGCACCGAUUUCCCUUCACCUCCCGGACAAUCCGUAUCGCAUCUCUUCAAUCCAAUGAAGGAAUUCGUGCAUCACGACGAUUCUCACGUCGAUGAGCAUUUCUCCAACUUCAAGAACGAACACGGCAAGUCCUACGAGCACCCGACCGAGGAACGAGAGCGACGUCACAACUUCCAUCAUAACAUGCGCUUCGUGAACUCGAUGAACCGAAGGAAUCUCUCCUUCGCUCUCAAGCUCAACAACCGCGCAGAUUGGAAUCAGGGCGAGUUCAAGCUGUUGAGAGGUCGUCUGCAGUCCACCAACGUCAAGUCGAGCGCAGAAGAUUUCCCGAAAGAGAAGUUUGAGCACCGAACCGUUCCCGAUUACGUCGAUUGGCGUCUCGAAGGAGCUGUGACUCCGGUCAAGGAUCAGGCCAUCUGCGGUUCGUGUUGGAGCUUCGGAACCGUGGGUCACAUCGAGGGACAGUAUUUCCUCAAGCACGGAGAGCUGGUCCGAUUCGCGGAGCAACAGCUAGUCGAUUGCUCUUGGACAUCCGGAAACGACGCGUGCGACGGUGGUUUGGACUACGUCGCCUACGACUAUAUCAAGAAAUACGGUCUGUCGUCUGAUGCUCAGUACGGCCCCUACCGCGGAAUCGAUGGCAAGUGCAAAGACGUAGAAAUCGAGAAUAAACCCAUCACGACCAUCCAACGUUACUAUAACAUCUCGGGAGUGGAGAACCUGCGCAAAGCCAUUGCCUUCGUCGGACCCAUCUCUGUGGCAAUCGAUGCUUCGAGACCUUCCCUGAGUUUCUAUGCGCACGGGGUCUACGAGGACCCUGACUGUAGUUCCACCGAGCUCGAUCACGCAGUACUCGCAGUCGGGUACGGAGUGCUCCACGGGAAGCCCUACUGGCUCAUCAAGAAUUCGUGGUCCACCUACUGGGGAAACGAUGGGUACAUCCUAAUAUCUCAGAAGGACAACAUGUGCGGCGUGGCGUCUACGCCAACCUACGUCGAAUUGUAGAAUCCUUGCUGGAAAUUUCAAUCCUGAUCAAAGUCCAAUCGAAUGGUGGUGUCGGAUCCACUUCCAAGGAGUUAGAGCAUCUUCGAGAACAAUUCAAGUUUUCGACAUUUUCAAAUUUAAUAAAUAGCGAUUUAUUACCGUACCAAGU